This is a messenger RNA of Microthlaspi erraticum, 267 nucleotides long. The record is from the annotation of a GenBank genome assembly. Lineage: Eukaryota; Viridiplantae; Streptophyta; Magnoliopsida; Brassicales; Brassicaceae.
AUGCAACACAGGUUUCAAAACAAGAAAGGCCGAACAAAAGGUGAUGGUCCUAUUGAAAUCGGCUUAUGGGAUGGUGGAGCUCGGUUAAGGGCACCGUUUUGUACUAGACAAAGCUGGUGUAAUCCCUUUGAUCGUCAAGUGUGGAGAGUAAGCGAGUCCCGCCCCGAAGUUAGGUGCCAACUGAAUGGACCCAACCUCCGAGCCCUCUUGCGGCGCGCAACUCCUACACUUGUCCCAUUCCGAUCCAAAUGUUCCAUCACCCUAUAG